Exophiala oligosperma is the source of this 2245-nucleotide messenger RNA. RefSeq lists its product as hypothetical. The record is from RefSeq and is a predicted model, not a curated record. NCBI's taxonomy places the organism in Eukaryota, Fungi, Ascomycota, Eurotiomycetes, Chaetothyriales, Herpotrichiellaceae. Bases 379 to 2121 code for a protein of 580 amino acids. The transcript has 2 exons.
GUGGCGUAUGUCUUCUGCACACUUUGCAAGUUCACGUCGAAUUGUGUCGCGCCACUCGGAGGACAUUGUCGUUCGAGGCCUGAUGACUUUCUUCUAUUUCUUGUGUGCUUCCUCUUGGCUGUUGUAUUAUCCCAUCGACGUUUCUGCGCCUCAAGUCUGAGAUGGCCAACAUGGCCAACACUGGUACGUCAUUCACGCAACCACCACGACCUCGAGUCACUUUCUAAUGGUUUGGUCGCAGCAGCCAUCGCCUCAGUUCUCGGGGUCGCAGGAGCUGGUUUUAGGCUGUCCCUCAUUCUCAAUGCCAUCAGCUGUGAAAUUGUCAAUGCUGGUUUCGAAGUCCACGGUAUAUCCAAAGGCGUCACUCUGUUUUCUACGAUGCUCAAACAGACCGGCACUGUCCUUCAGACGGCGGAUUCGGUCCACUCCACAGAAGCCAUCGAGACUGCAAUGUCAAUAGCGGACGAGAGCACUCGCGUGUUUGAUGAAAUAAACGAUAUGCUUGAUCGCUUGGGCACCAAGUCUAGCGAUGGAAGUGCCACCCCGAGUAUUCAGCAGAGAUUCAGAUGGUGUUUCAAGAAGAACAGAGUGACAUAUUUGAUGGCCCAGCUGGAGAGCUUGAAGUUGAGCCUGGCAGUCAUGCUGCAGGUUAUCCAGCUGGGACAACUCAUGGCAUCCACAUCCCGCAGAGAUCCUCCUGAAGAAGUCGCGCUGAAGACAGAAGCUAUCAAGCAAGAACGCUUGGAGGCGCAGAACGCUGUCAUUGUUCGUUACUGGCAGAUGAGCAAGAUGGAUCGCGUCUUCGAGGCGUCCAGGAGAGAGGAGGAAGAUGAUCGUCGAGCCAGCAUUGACAAUGAGGCGGCCAAGGAUGAUGAAUUGAAGUUGGUGUCAACAAACGAGUCAUUAUCCACAUACGAGCCACCUCCCCCGGAAUAUGCACCCUCGACUACGCUGAUCAAACUGCCGGUUUUCUCUCUAGGUGAAUUGGAUCAAACCCUUCAUAAAAUCAAGGGCUCACCGAAAGAGAUGAUUCAAGUCUCGGAUCAAGCUAUUGAUCCGCUUCUCGAACGAUGGACAAACUGGCGCGAGGUCAGGGAAAGGCGGCACAAUCGUGAUUCUGGCGGACGUUAUGUCCCUUCGGUCCAAAAUCUUAAUGAGGAAGAUGAAGAUCUACCUUAUCAUGAGCGCUACCGGGAACGGGAUGACAUAUCACGAGGAUACUAUCUCGAGGGUACUACCACCGAUUGGAGAAAACCCAACUCUUCGGCAGCACGACAUGAGGCCUACCGAAGGAGAAAACGCUAUGAGAAUUAUCAGCCCAGCGUGAGUGCUGCUAGCAGCGAUGUUGAGGAUUCCCCUGGGAGCACCAGCUCUAAAAGAAAAGUUGCUCGGCAUCAUGUCAUUGACUCCAGCUCCGAGUCGUCAGCAUCAGAGGCAGAGGUUGCUCAGCCUAAAUCGCGACGGCGAAGUAGUGGUGAAGGACCCACACCAGAGCGCAAAAUAUCAUACGCAGAAGGCGCUCCCAUUGCACAUGCUCAUACCACCACCCAACCUCCCACAUGGAUGGCUUCCAAUCCCCCAAACAACACAAACAGACCGCCCUCAAUAACGUCCGCUCAAUCAACAGCAUCCAGGCUCUCCUCCCCAGCAUACCACCCUCCCGGACAUCGUCCUUGGGCGGCGCCGGAUCAGAAUAUGGGGCAUCACAGCCUAUCCUCACCCAUCCCUCCCAUCCAUACAGCCAACGCGCUGAAUCCCUAUUCUAAUUAUUCUACACAUUCGAAUAAUGCAUACCACCAAUACCCAGCUCAAUCUCAACUGCAACCACCUUCACCCUACCUACCACCAUCGAGUCCACAGUCCAGAUACUUGCAACAGCCAACAAGCCGGAUGGGUUUGCCACCACGACCUGUUUCUCAAGAUGGUAAACAAGCGCGGUCCCCUUCCCGCCUGGCUCAACACAACACGACAGCGCGAUCACACGGCAGAGGGGAUGGUGAGAAGCGCCAUUCCAGAGAAAAGUCAACCAAACAAAACUUAAAAGAAGGCGCUACCAAAGGCUUGCUCGGAGCCGGAGCAAUCGCCGGUUUCUUGGAAGCCCUAGAAGGCCUCAGCCUCUAAUGAAGAUAUAGGUCAUUCCUUGUACCCAUUUCCCUGUGAUACCAGCCCACGAUGGAACGAUUUCGAUGAUGUAUUAUGAAGAGUUGAAAUAUACAUAUCUCAAUAAGAAUUGCACAUUUUGGCC